Rhipicephalus sanguineus (brown dog tick) is the source of this 750-nucleotide messenger RNA. RefSeq lists its product as uncharacterized. Gene Ontology annotation, cellular component: extracellular region. The record is from RefSeq and is a predicted model, not a curated record. The transcript is spliced from 3 exons. NCBI's taxonomy places the organism in Eukaryota, Metazoa, Arthropoda, Arachnida, Ixodida, Ixodidae. The coding region runs from base 80 to 685 and encodes 201 amino acids. Gene Ontology annotation, molecular function: chitin binding.
CGGGCGGUCGCGCGUCUCUGGCGGACACGCUACCCGCAGCAGCAUCAGCAACAGCUCCUACCGCGCGUGAGAGGCAGUCAUGCCGAGCAGCAGCCUCCUGGGAAGCCGCCGGCCGGCCGAGGUCACUGGCACCCAUCGGGGUCAGUGCGCUUGGGCGGCUUGGACGGUGCUCCUCCUCGUGAUCAUGGUCUCUGCCGUACGGGCAGCCCCGACCACGCCGGAGCCUGCCUCUACGGACAGUGUCAACGUGACGGCAGUGGCGACUCCGGUGGCGACAACCGAAGUCAACGGCACCGGCAGCGGUGGAGGAGGCGAGACGGGCUUCUCGUGCGAGGGCCGCAUUUUCGGCUAUUACGGAGACCCGGGCAACUGCUCGCUGUUCCACUACUGCGAGCCGUUCGCCGACCCUGAGAACAACCAGUUCGUGCUGCACGCCGCCUACCUGUGCCCCAACGACACUGUGUUCAACCAGCUGAGCCUGACGUGCGCCUACGCUCACGAAGCGCUGCCGUGCCGCCGCGCACCCGAGUACUACUACAUCAACUCGCACGUUGUACCUGCAGACAGCAGCCAGGACAGCACGCAGGGCUCGACGACUGAUUCGGGCAACAGUUCGACGGCGGCACCAGACGUGACGACGACGACGGGGGCGCCUCCUGCUGCGGAACAGGCGGCCACCGCGUAGGACACCGCAGCGCACCGAGGUGGCAUUGCGGGGCCGCCGCCUCGGCUGUACAUACCCUGCGCCGG